Messenger RNA from Notothenia coriiceps (black rockcod), 5401 nucleotides. It is a transcript of the gene cited1, whose product is annotated as Cbp/p300-interacting transactivator, with Glu/Asp-rich carboxy-terminal domain, 1. The record is from RefSeq and is a predicted model, not a curated record. Gene Ontology annotation, biological process: regulation of DNA-templated transcription. Gene Ontology annotation, cellular component: nucleus. NCBI's taxonomy places the organism in Eukaryota, Metazoa, Chordata, Actinopteri, Perciformes, Nototheniidae. The transcript has 3 exons. The coding region runs from base 519 to 1082 and encodes 187 amino acids. Gene Ontology annotation, molecular function: transcription coactivator activity.
UGAGUGACACAGACAAAGACUGAGUGCUCUGAAAUGGUCCAUUUGAUUCCUGGUGGUGUUUCCUUCAGAGUGAGAAACAUCUGCCCUGCGGAGCGGCUCCGUCUAAACUCUGGAGGCUGGAUUCACCCAAAUAUCGGAGUUGGAGAGACCAUGUUUUAUUCCGCAGAAGUCUUUUAGGAAACCACAGUGGGGGAAAACACAGUUUGGACACGCCCCUCGACCAAUGAGAUCGCUCUUCCCGCCUCCAUCCGGAUCCUUUGGAAAUCCGCUUCCUUGUUUUGGGAUGGGAACACACACACACACACACACGGCUUGUCAGAGAGCAGAGAGAGAACUUCUCACUGAGGAGCUGACAGAGUGUGUGUGCGGAUCUCAGCCUCUGGUUCUCGGAAAACUCCAGAAUAACUUCCCUCCGACUCCUCUGAGGAAACGUUGGACUCUCCGGACUGUUUUCAUCUUUAUUUGACUCUUCUGGACUGCACCGGGCUUCUCUCACAGGCUCUGGUGUUUUCCUGGUGAUGACCUCACUGCUGUUUCCUGCCCACGCUGCGAUGAAGGACCUCUCCUCUUCCUCCUCUCCUCUCAGCACCCUGCUCCACUACCCGAACUCCAAGUCCUCCGUGGCACCGUUCUCUCCAUCUUCCGGUACCGCAUCAUCGCCAACGAUAUCCUCCAAUCCCAUCUCCAAACCUCAGCCUUUCUGCCUCCAGACGGGACCUCACCUCAUCGCUAGCAUGCAGCUUCAGAAACUCAACUCUCACUACCAGAACCUCGCCGGUGCUUCUACGGGACACCAAGCGCCUGGAGGAGCUCAAAGGGGAUUCGGUGCCUCGCCUCUGGGCACGGGAAACCAGAUUCUGGGCCCCUCUGGAGGUCUGGGUGGAGGUGGGAUGGGCGUUGGUAUGAACAUGGGGAACCAAAGCACCAGCACAGGUGCGUUAAUCGAUUUUGACCCCGUGGACGAGGAGGUUCUCAUGUCACUGGUCGUUGAGCUCGGUUUGGAUCGAGCCAACGAGCUGCCUGAACUCUGGCUCGGUCAGAACGAGUUCGAUUUCAUGUCAGACGUACCGGCCGGAUGCUGACCAAACGAGGAGAAAAAAGACUUUCGAGACGCAAAGAGACAAAGAGAGAGAAGACUUUGCUCUGUUUUGUUGGUCCCUUUCCUUUUCUGGGUCCAUACAAGUGAAGAGACGCUGAGUCACAAAGAGAAAGACGGAUAAGAGAAGACAGCUUUUGUUUUGUUGUUUUUUAAAGCAGGAAGAGAGAAAACUGUUUUUGUUCGAUUCUAUCAGUGCACUGUUUUUCUCUACGAUCAAACUGAUGGUAGAAAAACCAACCUGAUGGGAUUAAGAAGUCUUUUGUUGCCUCGUUGCACUGUUUCGUUCGGCUUAAUGAAAAACAGGCUGGUUGGAGACGUUUGGCGCUCUCUGGAAACACCACGUAAAGAAGACGCACCUGUUGGACUUUAACGGUGCUGUAUUCUCUUUAAAAAAAAAAAACAUGACAUUAUGGGAGAUUUGUGAAGCAUGACAAACACUACGGUUCCUGUUUUCUUGAAGGACAAUAUUAGACUCACGGGAAAGAGAGUCCCGUCUCGCCCUCACACAGACCACAAAGACAGCGAUUGUCUGAGAACUGGUUAUCUCAAUGUUCUGUUCUUUCUUUCCUUUUUUUAGUUUGAAUUAACUUCAACCAUCUUAUUCACAGAACAUGUUAUUUAAGACAGUGGCUGAUAUCCAUCCGGACUUCUUGACAAGGAGUGCUUCUGUGCCGCGUCUAUAAUCAGUCUGAACAUAAUGAAUUAGAUGAAGGGAUGUUGAAUCUUUCGGAGCAUGGGACCUGAAUGGAGUAAAUUGUUUCUCUCUCUGGAAGCAGCCUCGUUUAAACCGAUCGAGGCCUUUUUGGUCAUGUGAGAUGCUGAUGUAUGUUUUGUUUUCUGGCCUGCAGUGUAAGAACAUUGACCCGUUUGGUGUCUGUGACCCUUAAUAGCACUUCCUCUAUCAUUAAAUAACAAGGUCUUCUCAACCGAAAGGCAAUAAUAGACAAAUUCAAGUGCUGUGUGUUUUUCCUGUUUCACCACUUUCAUGUUUGUGUCAAAACAGUUUGUUUAGCCCCAACGGACCUUUACAUCAUAUCAGUGUUCCUGAUAAGGAAGUGUUUUCUGUCGGGUCAUCGUCAGGCCUGCAGACUGCUGUUUGCACACUUUGCAGGACAGAUUUGAAGUUGAACACACACUGUGGUUUGGCUUCAGCAGUGCAGACUUUAGGGUGGUUCAAGUCGGACCAAAGUGAGAUAAAUAACAUCUCAACAAGUAGCAUUGUGCCUAACAACCAUAUUUAAAGACCCCAUCCUUGUUGAACAAUUGUAUACUGAGAAAUAUCAAAAUAAAAGACUAUUGUUUUUGAUUUGACACUUGCUAGCUAGCUAUCGCUCUCUGCUAACAUGUGACUUACUUGGGGAAACGUUAGCAUUAGCUUGACAGUAGAUCUGUAUGGAAAGCAAGCGGCAAAACUCUUACAAAAAAACAAACAUCUAUUGUGAAAUAUACUUUAUAAUAUCACUUUAAAAUAGUAGUUUUACCAAACAAUGCCAAUUCAAACUCCAGCUUUUUCUGUGGCUCUUUUUUCGAUAUCAUACAAGUAAACAUUUAAGCUAACGUGGAAGCUAACACUAAAUCAUAAGAGCUACUGAGCUCACAUAUCAAAUCAAACUCAAUAACAAGAUUGCUUGUCUUUGGGUCAAAUUAGACCCGUUUCCCCAAUUAUUUUCAUUUUAUUUUAUUAAAAUGUCGAGCAUCUGGGGUCAAUUUUUGUUGAAUUAGUCAAAAUCGUUGCCUUUUUUAAACUCAGAAAUGAGGUUUGAACUUGUGUAAAUGAAGUCUAUUGACCGUACAUUUAGAAUAAAGUUGGCUCAAAAGGUAAUUAUUUAUACUAGAUGCUUUAAAAACAGGGAAACCCUGAGGACAAAAGUUGCACAGUUGAUAGGAAGACAACACAAGGGUUGAAUAGUGAAGCUGAAUCCUUCAAUACUAAAUAUCAAAACAAAGCUAGUUCGCUGCAAGUAAAUGAUAUAUUUCUAAUUUGCAUUUCCCUUGUUUGACCAACAUGAUGCUGCCGUAGUUAACUCUCCAUUUACCAGGUGUUUUUUUGCACACUUGUGGUUGGGAAAUACCCACGGGUUAAACUGACACCCACACCUCCACCUCUUCCCACCUAUGGCAGCUGUACUGUGCUGUUUCAAGCUGUAGAUUGAUCCACGUUAGCACGGGGGCUCUGACCCAUAUCUGUAGUGGUAAGAAGAGACGGGGCUCGAACUGUGAAGCGGGAACAAAGGCCUUUCACUCUCAACCUGGUGUGUCUGUCAUCCCGGGCAUUGUGGGUCUUCUCUUGGACCACACACACAUGAAAUAACACACCUGUUCAUAUGCACGCAACACACUGAAACUACGUAUAAACUUUAAAGGCAUCGAAAAAUAAACCCAGCACACAUGCACACGCGGGAUGGUAUUACAGCAGGGAAACGGGAGUAGCAGCCAUGAAACAGGCACUUGUUCAGUUACACACACACACACACACACACACACACACUUUACAGGUUGUUGGUUGGUGUGUCUGUGUGAGAAGAGAUAGUGAUGUCAGAGUGUCUGAAAAUGCAAUUGUGCGUAAGGGGAAACUAGCAGGUAUUACGUCUGCGGGAAAACUGCGGAAAAAACCCGCCGAGACUCAUUAAUUUAUUUAGAUUUAGACAGGUCAGUUUACACACACUCAACAAGUCCCUGCACACAUGCUUCCAAACAUCAAUUUUGACGUCGAUUAUAGGUCUCGGUUACACUCAAUGAACUUCCUUUUCCUUUCUUUAAUGAAACGCGAGAAGCAGUGAAUAAUGAAAACCCGAUGAAGGAGUGAUUUGACAGAAUCCUUUCUUUAAAAAAAAAAGGGAUUUCCCCGCUUUUAUUGAAAGGAAUAAAGACGUUUCUCAUCGCCUCAAAAUCCAAAAGACAGGCGCGCUGAUUCACUUAUGCUCCAUCUCAUCGCCUAAGUGGGUCAAAAUAACAUUCUUCACAUUGAGACAGUCUUGUGUUUGUUUCCAUCUGCUCGAUGUUUGUGUGUGUGUAUGUGCGCGCGCGCGUGCGUGCAUGUUGUUUUGUGGUCCAGCCUUGAUCCCAGCUGAGUGAAUGUGUUCUUUUUGUUGUUGCUUUGCCUCCUCCUCCGCCUCCCAUGAGAAGUUGCCUAAUCGAGAUGUUUGAAUCUUCUGAGGGUUUUGAUUUCCUCUUCUCCUUGACGCCCGAUAUUGCAGUUUAACCCCGGCGGUGACCUUUUGAACCCAAAUAUACCUCAUAGCUAUUUGGUUUCUAAUGACAAAAACGUAACUCCACGCAAAAAUAUUCCUAAUUUUUUGUUUAAACCGAGCCUGGAAUACCACAAAAGUGUAUUGUGGCAACUAAAUGAUGACAGAAAACUACCUUAAACUGUUUGAAUUGCAUGGUGUUGGUAAAACUACAAAUCUUAAACCCAAUACAGAUCAUUUUCCGAAGUAAACUACAAGUUUUAAGUCUGACUUCCUGUCUUUUUUAAUAAAGGUCAUAUUUUUACCAAGUGCUAAUAUCUUUGCCAUCUAGGACACUUCAAUCAACAGAAAACUAACCAACCAGUUUGAUAAUGGAUUUUUUGAUACAGCAGAGUUUGCUUAUUCCUUAGAAGAAGAUGCCACAUUCAAUAGCCUAUUAAGGGCAACAAAAUCGCAUAACAAAAUGUCCUUAACUCUCAAACUAACACGUUAGAGUAUAUUUCUGUUUAAACCUCACAAAACGGAGAUGUUAAGACUAUUACACUGUUUUCACCAUAACAGGACAUACAAACCCUUCCUAAUUCACUUGUUUUAGGAUGUUGGGAUUCUUCCUGCUCUUUGUAUCUGCGUCUCAUGGUCUCUACAACACAUCAAGUGGAUUUACGGUUUCCAUUUUGACAGCAGUGAUUUGUAGCCUCCGAGCCUCAGGGUCAUGAAAAAUGUUCCGGCACAUCAAGGCCCGUGAAAAGCCUCGACAUGAGCCGUGAUGUAUCUGUAAAAGGUCGCUGUUACAAGGUUCCCUCUCCACACGUAAUGAAAAUGUUCCGCCACUGAGGUCUGCUUGUGAAACUGAAGCAGACUCUGAUUGAAUCAUCAUAUUCACGUUAAAACAUGUGACUUGUUUUUACAUGCAGUCUGUUUCCUUUCUUUUAUGUUUUUCUAAUGAUGGAAUGAAUAUUAUUCAAAGAUGAUUUUUAAAGCACUUUUGCUCAACGGCUCUCUCACUUGUACAUCUAUAUGAAUAUGUAAAUGAUUGAUAUAUAACAAAAAAAAAGCUUGUAUUUUUGUUACGGCUCCGAGUUUUGGGGGGGAAAUAAAGAAAGUGAAAAUGUAA